Drepanopeziza brunnea f. sp. 'multigermtubi' MB_m1 is the source of this 999-nucleotide messenger RNA. RefSeq lists its product as uncharacterized. The record is from RefSeq and is a predicted model, not a curated record. NCBI's taxonomy places the organism in Eukaryota, Fungi, Ascomycota, Leotiomycetes, Helotiales, Drepanopezizaceae.
AUGCGGUUACCCCGAAGCUCAGCAGAUGCGACCGUGCUAUCAGCACUCCUGUUUCCCACCCUCGCCGCGGCGACUGGCAAUUUUGACUGCACCAAAAUCGUGAUAGACAAAACGCAUCAGUGGGACCUGAGCACGUUAGGGGGACCGAGGUCGGUGAUGCACAGUGAGGACCGGGGCGCAAGUUGGAAAAACACAACCUAUACAAUCGAUAUCUGUAAGCCUCUAAAACGAGCAGGGAAAGAUGCGUGCCCGGGUAACACUAGAGUCUGCGGGAUAGAACAUGACAUCAACAAAGACACAAAUUCCAGCAUCAUCGGGGAGGUUAUACCGAUCGCCGGAGACUUGAAGGAGAAGGGAGGGGGAGACCUGGAUGCCAAGUGGGUGCGAUUAGAGACGGAUGGAUCCCACGCAGACUCGGAAAAACAAGGGUUGAGGUUAACAAUGAACGGCGGGUUUGCGCCGGGGAGUAACAAAAAGCAAAAGGCCAUCGUGGAGUUUGAAUGCGACCUGAACCGAAGCGGGCUUGAGAAUCUGUGGGAGUCGGAAGACAAAUACGAAUCGCGGAAAGCCAAGCGCGCGGAAGGGGAGGAGAAGAGAGACGAUCCGAAAGAUGGUGGCGACACGAAUGAGGAUGAUGCAAAAUCUCCCGACCUUCAAUUUGUGAGAUAUGAUACCUCGGGCGAAACCGAAGACGUCCUGCGGCUGCAUUGGAAAACCAAGUACGCUUGUGAGAAUGUCAAAGAUGAUGACGGGGAUUCCAAAAAGACGGCCGGAUGGGGCUUCUUCACCUGGUUCAUUAUCAUUGCGUUUCUCUCGACCGCGACCUAUCUCAUCUUCGGAUCCUGGCUCAACUACAACCGAUACGGCGCCCGCGGCUGGGAUCUGCUUCCUCACGGCGAUACGAUCCGAGACAUCCCGUACUUAUUUAAGGACUGGAUGCGAAGGGUCCUGAAUACGGUGCAAGGCGGUGGUAGUAGAGGGGGUUAUGCCGCUGUAUGA